Messenger RNA from Daktulosphaira vitifoliae (grape phylloxera), 3726 nucleotides. Its product is annotated as metacaspase-2-like. The transcript has 3 exons. The coding region runs from base 72 to 3629 and encodes 1185 amino acids. The record is from RefSeq and is a predicted model, not a curated record. NCBI's taxonomy places the organism in Eukaryota, Metazoa, Arthropoda, Insecta, Hemiptera, Phylloxeridae.
UUAUAAAUAAUAAACGUCUAUGAAAUUGUCAAAUGUAUAGCUAAAAUACUGAUAUAUUUUAUUUUCGAAAAAUGUGUGACUUUAAACUGUCAACCGUUUUAUUUGUAUUUGCUAUGCUCAUUUCUUUCCAAAUGAAUGAAGCUUCGCCAAAAGCUAAUGAAGUGGAAAAUCAAUGGAAUAAACUAGCCACUUCUGCACAACAAAGAGAUUUAGCUGUGGUUGCUAAAAUGUGCGGUAGUAAUAUGACAAAUUUUUUUAACGAUCUAGAUAGUUUAAAAACAAAUACAAAUACAAAGUUAUCAGAAAUUACUAAGUCAGAUGAUAUUACAAGUAUAGCUAAACAAGUUAAAAUUAAUGUUAAUUCGUCAACGAAACAUUUAAAUAAUCUGCGUCAGCUUAUGUACAAGGUUGCUACACGCUUUAGAGAUUCUUACAAACACACUCUAUCAUUUUCGGAAAUCACUUCAGAAAGUGCUUAUAAUAGAUUAAAUGAAAUGAAAAAAAAUCCAAUUGAUAAUACAGAUCCUUUGCCACAAUUAGUUACGAAAAUUUUCAGUAAAAAGUAUGAUUACAAUAAAUUGAGUGAAAACAUAUUAGCUGUAUCAUUAGAUGAUGGACAUGUUAAUUUUAUUGAAAAAAAAUCGACGGCACAAACUGAAUUUUUAUCACUUUUUAAUUUGUUGGAUAAAUGGUCACAAAAUAAUAAUGAAGUAUCUUUGAAAGCAAUGGAAAUAUGUUUCAAAGGAAUUACAUCACUUAAAAAUAUUAAAAAAAAUAUGAGAGAAUCGACAGAAAAUAUACUAGCUGAUAUAAAUGAAGACGAUUUAUCAUCAAUUCAAAAUGCAAUAUAUGUUGCAAAAGCUUUAAAUUUAGAGUUUGAAGAUGAAAUAUUUUACGAUUCAGGAGAAUUAGCGUAUGACGAUGAACUCUUUGCAGCUAAGAAUAAAAAUAAGGAUACAGAGGAUAAAAAAAAAUUUGACGAUAAACAAAAUCCUUUUAACAUUGUUAAUCCCUUACCAAUUGAUGAAAAUACAACUACACCAUUAAAUUUGGAUGAUACAAGUAAUGUAUUAGUACCUACUAAUCAAGACAAUAACCGAGAUGAUAAUGCAUAUACUCAACCUAUUCAACAACUAGUUAAACAAGAUCCCAGUUAUAUUCAAACGCCACUAAAUGAAUUAUAUUCAAAUAAUUUAUAUCCCCCUAUUAAUGACAAUAAUAAAAUACAACCAAAUAUAAUAGAAUAUUUCAACCCAAAAAAUAAUUUUAACGGUAUAUAUCCACCGCAAAUUAAUUUUUCAAAAGAAAAUUUAAAUGAUAAAAAAAAUAAUAAUAUAGAAGGAGACAAAAGUGACAAUAUUGAUUACAAUAUUACUACGAAUGAUAAUAAGCUUUCUAACUUUGUAUUACCGUUAUAUAAUUAUGUGCAGCCAUGGAGUCAAUUUUCGUUAAAAAAAAACCCCAAUAAUAACUUUCACCAUACCAAUGAAAUUGAAGAAAUUCCUAUUCAAGAUAACAACAGUUAUCCUUUUUCUGAACAGCAAAACAAUUAUGAGCCAAUUAUUAAUAAAUACGGCAAUGAUUUAAACAAUUUAGGCAAUGAAGAAAAAAUAGUAGUAAAAAAUAAUUUAAUAGAUUUUGGCGUACCACAAAAUACUGAUAAUGCUGAAAAAUUUAAUUUGGAUAAAGAUAACUCUCCAAAUAAACCCCAACCAUUUUGGAGUACACCACUUUCAUCGUUUAUGCCAUUUUCCUUUAAUAAAUUCAUGAAUCAUGACGCACCCAAUAUUGAACAAAAUCAAAAUAAAGAUGACAAAAUACACCAUAGCUCAGAAGUAAUCUUAGAUAAAAAAAAGGAAGAAUCACGUGCGGAACACCAUGAUUAUAAAUUAUUAAACCCUAUUACAGACUCUUACAAGUUUAACCCAAACAUAAAAAAUGAAAACCUAAAUAUUAACUUAGAAGAAAAAGAACAAGAACCUAAAUUUUUAGAUCCCGAGUUCAAAAGUUCUGAAGAAAUGGACAUUAAACAUAUUUUAAAUGAAAAUCCAACAAAUAAUAAAAACAAUUUAAAAGAUCAAAAAGGUUUUACAGAAAAUUUACCUAUUAAUAAAAAACCGGAAAAAGAUAAUUUAAAUAAAUCGCUUGAUAGUUCUAUUGAACCCACGACGCCUAAUCAUUUUUCUCCUCAUAACCCCAAAGUAGAAGAUAUUUCUAAAGGAAAUGGUACAAAUAUAGCACUUAUUCCUUUAAGUUUUGAAGAAAAAUUAAAUAAAAAUGAAGAAAAACCAAAAGCUAAGAAACAUAUAAAACGACGAAUGACGUAUUUAGUAAAUAAAUUAACUGGAGAAAAAACACCAAUAAGAAGUGAAAUAAUAUCAAAUGGUAAAGAACUUAAAACUUCUGAUGAAUUAAAGAAUGAAGAGUUAAUAGACAAAGACAACAAUUUAGAUUCAUCAUUGCUUCAAACCAAAAAUGCAAUGCAAUGCAAGAAUAAAGCUUUUUUGGAAAUCAAAAAAGUUGAAUCACAUGACAUCAAGAAAUUAGUUUACACUACAAUACUAUUAUCGAAUAAUUUCCGAAAAACAGUUACGUUACUAAUUAAACAAGCAAAUGAAUUUAUUAAAAAAAUUGACGACAGUGAUCAAGUGGAUCAAGUUAUUGAAAUAACUAAAAAUAAAAUUAUAAAUGAUUAUCAUAAUUUUGCUAACGAAGUGAAAGAACGAGUUGUUUCAGAUGCAACUAAAUUUAUGAACAAUGUUAGUAAUACUAAAAAUAAGUAUAGCAAUGGAUCACCAACAAAGUAUAAAAUGUUAAAAGACAUUUCUGCUGGUCCAUUUACUAUUUUAGACAAUGAUAAAAAUACAUUAAAUAUGAUUUCUCAUAAGUUUAAUAUCAAUGAAAUGCUUAGGAAAAUAGUUGAAAGUUCAAAUUUAUUAAGCAUUAAAAAUUUAAAUGGUAAACAAUUCGAAGCACAAAAAAUACUUAUUAGUUUAUCUAAGUUAAUAAAUAGAAUAAUGAAUAAUUUUGAGUGUCUAUCAUUUUCGACAUUCAAUGAAAUUGGACAAGGUGCUGAUGUAUUAAGUAGUAUAGAAUCUGAUGGAGUGACUAUUAGCCAAAAUCAUCCUCGAGUGGAAAUGUUAAAAAAUGCUAUAGGCAUUGUGCAAGAAAUUCUUGACCAAGAAACUGCUAUAAAUGAUCACGCUGAAAUUGAUCUUUCUUUUGCAUCAAAUAGUAAUCAAGACAAUAUGGAGAAAUCUGAAGAAACUUUAUUAGAUAACAUGGACAAAUCAAUCAAUAAUGAAAAAGAAUUAGAUAUUAAAGAUUUUCCUGAUAAUACCAACACACAAGAAAUAGGCAUAAUAGCUAUACAACCAGACCAGACACUAAAAUUUGAAGAAGUUUCCAGUAGUACAGAAUUAAAUAACUUUAUUUCUAAAGAAAUAGUAUUAACAAAAAAAAAAGGAGAUAAUAAAAUGCCCACAUUUUUAAAAGUAGACAAUAAAGAAACACUGUUAACACUAGUUAAUAAUGCUGAAAAAAAUGGGAUGUCAAGAAAAAAAUUAAUAAAAAAAUUGAAAAAAAAAUUUGUAACGAUUGAUCAUAACGAUUACAUAAUGAAUGAAUAAUUUAACAAUUAAUUUUUUUACGUUAAUUUUAUAAUCGUGAAGAAUGAUAUUAAUAAAUUUUAUCAAACAAUCAAUAAAACUUAUGUUUUCAAUUACU